Messenger RNA from Closterium sp. Yama58-4, 3381 nucleotides. The record is from the annotation of a GenBank genome assembly. NCBI's taxonomy places the organism in Eukaryota, Viridiplantae, Streptophyta, Zygnematophyceae, Desmidiales, Closteriaceae.
AUGCCAGAGCAUCAAACCGCAUCAGCCCAUCACGGCGCGCAUCACGGGGGCUACCACAGCGGCGAUCACGCCGCACAUCACGGCGGGCAUAACGAAGAUCUCGCCUUGGUCGCAACCCACGGAGACACCAUGGCCGCCGACGGCGGCGGCGGGCAAGGGGACUUAACUGGAGGCGAGUCGGAAGGGGAAGAGGAGACGAUCAUGCUUCGCGGUCGCAGCAAGAACCGGCAGGCGGUGGAGCUGAUAAUCAAGCAGGAGAUCUGCGCGCUUAAGAACGCGCGGCCGAAGAUCACGGCGGCGGGGAUCUGCCAGGUGUUGCGCGCGAAAUACGGUAACUCCACCGUGCGAGAGUCGCAGAUCCCGCGCAUCCUGCGCGACGAGCACAAGUGGGGCCGCGCGCCCGCGAACUUCAAGCGCGUGAGGCAGCCGCACAACGUGCGCCUGGAGGAGGCUCUGGCGGUGUGGGUGCGCGAUAUGAAGGCGCGAGGCGACUUCCGCGUGACGUGCGAUCGCAUUUUGGAGCAUGCGAAGGACAUUGGGCCGUCGCUGGGCGUUCCCGCGUCUUUUAGGUACAGCCGCGGGUGGAUCUCUCGCUUUUUAAGGCGCUGGGGGCUCACACGCAAGGCAGUGGAAGCAGCAAGGGAGGCCAACUUCAACCCGCUCGACCCCUCCUCGGGCCCCUCGCACGGCGGCGGAGGGGGAGGCACCGAUAGCGCGGCACACAUCAUCGACAGCAGGAGCCUACUGGAGCUUGCAGACGAACAGCUCGAUCUGGAGGAAGCCGCCCGCCGCGCAUCUGAGCCGUCGGAUCUGCUCGCUGAGCUGGCAGAUGAGGAUAUUCUGGCUGCUGCGGCCAGUAUCCCUGCCGUGGGGAGUAGUGUUGUGGCGGCUGUGGCUGGUUCCCGGGGCGGACAGUAUGCUCCUGGUGUGGGGUGGAUGGGGGGUGGGGGAGAGUCCGUUGGGGAGGGGCAGCUGCAGGCUGUAGCAGAGGAGGUGCUGCUGGGGCUGGACGGAUCUGUAGCACGCGCGCCCGGCCCUGCUGGUGCUUCUGCUGGCGCUGCUGGUGCCGGUGCUGCUGGUGCUGCUGGUGCUGCUGCUGCUGCUGGUGCUGGUGGUUCCUACGCGCCUGGCUCACACAUGCUUGUGCCAUCCGGAACCGCCUUCUCUGCCUCUCAAGGCCCAUACACGUCCUCCGCCCUCGCCCAGCUCUCUUCCGCGCCUCCGCACGCGCUCGCGCCCCCGCCGCCGCCCCCCCAGCGGCGGCGCAACAUCACAGUGAAGCUGAAGCGCGCCAUCUGCGUGCUGAAGCGCGCCAAGCCGCGCCUGCGCGCGUCCGCGAUCAUAGAGGCCGUGCGCGCGAGCACGGGCAUCUCCCUAAGCACGCACCAGGUGUCGCGGAUCCUGCAGGAUAGUGACCGUUGGAUGCGCGCCCAGACCAACGCAAACGCUGUCAAGCGCGUGCGCGACCCUGAGAACGCGGCGUUAGAGGAAACCCUAGCUGAGUGGGUGAAGGAGAUGCGGGCGAAGCAUGGCGAGGCGAUGGUUACCAGAGACGAUAUGAUUGACCAUGCGAAGAGGAUUGGGCCUGGUUUGGGGGUUCAGCCGGGGUUUAAGUACAGCCGCGGGUGGCUGUCGCGGUUUUUAUGGCGGUGGGGGUUGCAGACGAAGGAGGAGAGGGAGGCGGCGAGGAGGGAAGGGAGGGAAGGGGGUGGUGAAGGGGAGGGUGCUGGCGGAGAUGCGGGGGGUGGUGCUGGGACUGGUGGGGGUCCUCUGGCUUUAAUGCCUGCUGAUGCUGAUGCGGAAGGGGAGGCUGAAGCAGGUUCUGCUGGUGCUGGUGCUGCUCCUGGGGCGGGGGCUGCUUCUGGGGCCGGUGGAGCUUCUGGGGCAGCCGGGGCAGCUGGGGGUGCUGGCGCUGCUGGUGCAGCUGGAGCAGGGAACGACACUGGUAGCGACCUGGUCAUAUCCUCGCACGAUUUCGUCAUUACUGGGACUGACAGUGACGAGGAUAAUUUCCUUCGUCUGGUAGAGGAGCAGCUUGCAGAGGUUGAAAAGGCAGGCGGGAAAGCAGCUAGGGCUGCAAUCAUGUGGGGCGAAGGAGGCGAAGGGGGCGAGGGCGGAGCAGCAGGAGAGGGCGGAGCAGGAGAGGGCGGGUCCAGUGAAGGUGAGGAUACUGGGGACGAGACAGACAUAGGGGAAGGUGGGGGAGAGAGGAGGCGGCGGUACGGCGCGGGGGUGUUCGGAGGGAUGGGGAGCGGUGAGGGGGCGGGAGAUGCACUGGAUGUGGACACGGAUGGGAUCAGGAGGCGGAGGAUGGUGCAAGUGAAGGUGAAGCGGGCGGUGUGUGCGCUGAAACGGGCGCGGCCGGAGCUUACUAGCAGGGAGAUCAUCGAUGCAGUGAGGGUUAAGUACGGAGUGGACCUCCCCCCGUCGGCUGUGCCGCGGAUUCUGAAGUAUGAUGAGCGGUGGCAGCAGGCUGGCGCGGCAGCGUCGUGCCGGGUACGGUCGUGUAUGAACUCAAAGCUAGAAGAGGUGCUGGCGGCGGCUGUGAGACGGGCGCUGGCCCGCGCUGCUGGUGAGGCUGGUGAAGGGGCGAAGGGGGGUGAGGGCGGCGGGGUUGGUGAGGGUGGUGAGGGUGGUGGGGGAGGGGAAGGUGUGAAGGAGGGAGGGGAGGGGGCGAAGGGUGUGGGGGAAGAAGGUGGGGAGGGCGGGGAGAAUAGUGCUGCUGGGACUUCAGCAGCAGGAGAAGGAGCAGGAGGAGCAGGAGGGGGAUCGGAGGGAGCAGCAGCAGGAGCAUCGGCACCAGCAGUGGCAAGGACAGUAACAGUGCAGUCGAUUCUCGACCACGCCAAGCGCAUAGGCCCUCUGCUAGGCGUGGCACCCGGAUUCCGCUACUCCAAGGGGUGGGUCUGCCGCUUCCUGCAGCGCUGGGGCUUCGGCAGCAAGCAUCUCAAGAACGGGGUUCUAGGGGUGGUGGCUUCUGGAGGGAGUGCUGUGGGGGGGGAUGGGGGCGGGGAUGAGGGGGAGGCUGGGGAGAAUGGGGACGAGGAGGGGAGGGAGGAGCGGGAGGACCGGGAGUUGCAGGAGUUGUUGAGUAUAGUGGAUGGGCAGGCGGCUGAGCAGGCGAGAAUGGAGGCGAUGUAUGGGUGGGGGUAUGGAGGAGGGGGACAUGGGGGAGGUGGGUAUGGGGGAGGUGGAUAUGGGGGAUAUGGAGGAGGGGAGGCAGGCCCGGGAGGCACACCUGGGCAGGGUAUGGCACCAGGGGAAGAAGAGGAAGGGGAGGCGGCAGGGGAAGAGGGCGGGGAGGGAGGGGAGCAGGCAGGCGUGGGGGGAGCAGCGCUGGUGUGGGGGGGAUUGCGGGGAGUAUUGGGGCGAGUAGAAUGA